Messenger RNA from Agelaius phoeniceus (red-winged blackbird), 1767 nucleotides. The record is from RefSeq and is a predicted model, not a curated record. Lineage: Eukaryota; Metazoa; Chordata; Aves; Passeriformes; Icteridae.
CCUUCUCCAUGCCCGUGGGCAUCUGCGGCACGGCCCGGUUAAUGGAGGCAUAUUCGGCCAAGUCAGGCAGGUCCUCGCAGCGGAAGACGGGCAGCGGCUUGGACGCGUCCAGCGCCCGGGCCCGGAACGACAGUUUGCUCAUGUUAGGCGGCGAUGGCGGCUCCGGCUGGGAAGGGGGGGGCGACAGCAAGCGCGCUCCGAGCUGAGAGCCGGACCCCGCCGAGCGAUCUCAUGGAGGGACCGGGGCUCCCCCGGCGGGGCGGGGCGCACUCCGACACGGGGCCCGGCGGCGCCCGCUGGCGCGGCUGGGCUGGGCGCUGGCUCCGCUCCUCCGCCGCUCCGGUUCCGCUCAAUACGCCACGGCCAACAUGGCGGACAUUAAACCUCGACUGGCCGCCUCUUUCAGCCAACCCCAGCGCCACAGCCAUUCCCACACUGCAUCGCGCAGGGCGCGGGCACGGCGCCGCCCGGGGGGAGCGCGCGCGGCGCGGGCACGGCGGCGCGGGCUCGGGAGCGCGGGACGCUGCGAGCGGCCCGAGCGGGAUCGGGAGCGCGGGAAGGCUCAGAGCCGCCGGAGCCAGAUCGGGGCACAGGGAUCAGGGGCGCAGUCGGGAGCAAAGGGAGUUUUAAUCAACGUGUGCGGCACCGCUCCGCCCUCCGGCCGCCGAGCUGUGCCGCGGAGCCGCGCUCCGCUCCUGCCGGGGUGAGGAAGCUGGGGCAGCCCCCAGCCCCUCAGCCCGGGGGGAACCUCCCCUGGAGCCGCGCCUGACCAUGACAGCUCUGGGAAACCUGGCCGAGAGAGGCGGGGAGGUGCCGGCCCCGACCUUUCCGGCCUCUCGGGGGCCGGACCGCGGGACAGGGGUGCCGGGUUCUGAAUUCACCCCGACCCGGGAGGGCUGCGGUGCCCCCGGCCGCGGCCGGAGCGGCGCCCCGCGAGUGGGGGGGUCCGACCGCGGGGCCGCCCCGGGAGCGCCCCUCGCCUCAGGCCCCGGCCGCGGCCCCGCCGCCGGGCGCUGUCCCUCUCUCUCCGCGCCGCCGAACCGGGUUCGCGUCCGUGCUAAAUAAAGGGGAAGCGCGGGCACCUGCCCGAAAACGGUGAAGAACCGUAAGAACCGGGCACCUCCACAACGGCAUUUCCACCCCUUUUCUCUGAGGUUUUCAGAAACUUAGUCCGGCAGCAAAGUGCAGACACGUGAACUGGUUUAAGCCUUGCGUGGACUUAAGUUGUUAUCAGUGACCCGGCUCAAGCGAGCUCACCCCAGGCAAUGGGUAGAACCCACUUGAGCGUGUCUGAUUAGGGAAGCUCGUUUACAUCUCAAUGAGUCGAUUAAAGUGAUGCACUGUUCGGCUCUAAGCAAGGGAUCGGAAAUGCCGAGUUAGCCCCGUCUCGGUGCUCUCUGCACAAGCCGCCCCAGGGCAUCCCAGCGCGGCCACAGGAGCGUCAAACUCCGCUCCGGCCAGGCCAGGGCUGCAGCCGCCCGGCUGAGGAACUCUACGUGCCCGUGUAUGCUCUCGCAGCAGGUUACAGAUUUUUACCUUACACUUCCAAGAUAGAAAUCCUGUCUUGAAAGUCAAGUUAAGAAAAAUCAUUUCAAGUGCUUCAGGGCUUCUGGUGGGAUAAUGGAAACCAGAGGUGCUGUGAUAUCCCUGGCAUUUUCUUCUCAGCUGCCCUGCGAAAUCCCCAAAUCUGCUGUUAGGGCAAUCUGAGAAGCAGAGCCAAAUGGAAGGUGGUUUUCUCAAGUCAUUCAGGUUACAAGCAUAAGACUU